UGUCAAUGUUUUUCAUUUCUUUUUUUCGGAAAUCAUUUCUCAUAUAUCACGGAAACAACACACCACCAAACACUCGACCAGAAACGGGUGCCGUGUUUACGCUGGGGAAAUCAUACUUAGCGGACACCAUCGGAACGGUUCGGCACCGGCAGCUGCGACCACCAGCGCCACAGACGGCACAGCUCCAGAGCCAGACAGGCCAACAAAAUGGUUCAGCAUCCAGAGGACGACAAACAAGCUCAUCAACCUCGUCGUCCGGAGCGAUGGUAACACUCAGUCCCCAAACGGCAGCCCAGCGCCAGCAGCAGAGCUAUUUUUUCAUAAAAAACGACCCAGUGAGGAAAAUUGUUUGCGGCCACAAACAGAGCGGCGUUAUUUGCGAGUCCGGUCGAUUGUUCGUGUGGGGCCAAAAUCAAUUCGGCCAGCUUGGGCUGGGUUCUACCGACAUUUGCCAGAAGCCAUCCUGUGUCCGCACCAUGAAAAGACUCCAACAGCGUGUGAAGGAAGCACGGUUCGGAGGCAACGGCUACAGCCUAAUCUUGACUGAGGAGGGAAAAAUAUUCUACAGCGGCAAAAAUGUGUAUCCGUUCAACGCAAAAGUCGCCUCCAUAAUGGAAUCCGAAACGCUGAGAAAAUGCUCGACAAGCAACAGCGAAUUCACGCCCAUCCCUGUCGAACUGAAGGAAUUUUCCGAAUGUUUGGAGAAAGAGGACGAAGUCGUGGUGGAUAUUGCCACCGGAUUCUGUCACUUCAUCUCCCGGACAAGUGCCGGCAAUUGCUUCGGUUGGGGUCACAACAGCCAUCAGCAGCUGGGAGGAGUGGAUUCGUUGAAAAUCCUUACCAAACCCGAUCGGUUGGGCGUCGAGGAACGCAUCGAUCUGGUCGAAUGUGGCAACUAUUGCAGUUUGAUGGUGUCCGCCACAAAUAAGCUCUACCUAUCGGGUAAGUUUCAGAGAAUUUCCAUCCCCGUCAUCAAAGAGCUGAGUUCGAUCGAGCUCCCGGCAAAGGUGCUGGCCGCUCAAAUCACACCAAACGAUCUUGUCUAUCUCCUGCUGGACGAUAACCAAGUCUAUCGAAGCACACGAGUUCAAAACAUUGAGGAGCUCGAAUUCAAACGCCUCGAAUUGCUGGACCAGCUGCUCGAAGCGGACGAAUGGGUAACCCAGAUCGCACCGGCGGACAAUUUCACCUCGUUUCUAACGAACAAAGGUCGUCUGCUAACAACCUACGAUGACGAUAUUCCCUUCACACCCUCGGAUCACUUCCGAGAGCUGACCAAAUUCAGGGACUUUGUGGUGGCCAAUGUGGCCAGCGGGUUGGAGCACUCACUGGUGCAGGCUUUCCCCAAGAAAGCUUGCACUCCAGCGAUUGAGGUAGACUUCACGGAGGCCGUGGAAAGCAUCGAGGCUGCGAUUAAUAGCGCCGAGCAGAAUAUUCGCAACGGAACGCCGAUGCCAGUGCACGGAAGCGAGGAGUUUAUACGGCAGGAGAAGCGACGACUUCGCCAGGAGCGAAUCGUUAGAGAGCUCUCGAAGGAUGAAUGUAUUCAAAUUGUCACAGACGCGCCGGAUAUUCGGUUCAUUGACAACGGUAUCGAAAUAACGACGACAACGUUGGCACCAUCCGAGCGGGAGAAUGCCGACGCGAAAGACGCCCUCGGGGAACAGUUGAUGAACGAGAAAAAUCAGCGACUCGAUCCACGUUAUGCACCGCACCGAGAAAUCAUGCGAGAUCAUUUGAAGCAUCAAAAACCUCCCACGCCCAAUAUCAGUCAGCUAAUUGAUUACAGUGAUGAUGAGGACGGCAGCAUCUCCUCGCAGUCCACUUUCGAGGACGAGGGGGACGAUGUUACCGAACCAUACAUCACUGCCACCGCGGAGAAUGGGAAAUCGAAUGGUAAAAGCGAUUCGAACAACAAUCAAGACGAAGAUCGAAAGCUGAGCGUCGAUAGCAAGGCAAGCACCAAAUCAAACGGUAAAAUGAAAAAGUUUCUCAAGGACCUCAAAGCGAAAAGCAUGGAUGUGAGCUGCCGGAAUGCGGGAACCGUUUUGAACGAUGAUAACCAUUUCUCCAAAAGCGACGACGACAUUCGAGCGCGGGAGAAAAACUCCAAGAUGUGUAGCUUAAUGUGAACCGAGCUCUUUCACCUCAGCGUAGCGAAUCACAAUUUUGAAACCUCAAAGGAAAAUAAAUA
Toxorhynchites rutilus septentrionalis is the source of this 2194-nucleotide messenger RNA. Its product is annotated as X-linked retinitis pigmentosa GTPase regulator. The record is from RefSeq and is a predicted model, not a curated record. NCBI's taxonomy places the organism in Eukaryota, Metazoa, Arthropoda, Insecta, Diptera, Culicidae. The coding region runs from base 6 to 2132 and encodes 708 amino acids. The transcript is spliced from 4 exons.